Arabidopsis lyrata subsp. lyrata is the source of this 1707-nucleotide messenger RNA. RefSeq lists its product as uncharacterized. The record is from RefSeq and is a predicted model, not a curated record. NCBI's taxonomy places the organism in Eukaryota, Viridiplantae, Streptophyta, Magnoliopsida, Brassicales, Brassicaceae. The transcript has 5 exons. Bases 1 to 1707 code for a protein of 568 amino acids.
AUGUCUUUCCCAGCCGUCUAUGUUUCGGAAAACGAAGAUGACAGUCAAGGAAUCCCUGUUCCCAGAGGGGAUGAAGUCUUCACCCAAAGGGGAGACAAAUUUGGUCCGCAUUUCAGGUCUCAGUCGACCUCUGCUUCUCUUGGCGCUCUUCGCCGCCUUUGUAACAUCCCCCAGGAAAUUGAAUUCUCUCUUCCUAGACCCAACGAGUCUCCAGAAGUGGUGCGAGAGGGUUACUGUUGUGCGUACGAAGUAUAUUUCAAAGGUUGUGGGAACCAGACGAUCCCCCACCCAACCGUUGACUUCUUGUCCUUCUUUCGAAUCGUUUCCGAGGGUGAAACAAAUUGGAAUUCCCUCACCCUUCAACGCAUUCAUAAAGCGGGGCUUGCCAUUAAAGACGGUCAGACUCACCCCCUCAAUCCUCCUCCAGAGGAGAAUGACGUCUCGAGCCUGAAUGCCCGAGAUAAAAGAAAGAUGCAUGUUGAAAUCAAGGCUCUUAAGGAUCAGCUAUCCGAAAUCGGGAGAAAGAAACGGAUAGCUGCAAUCUCCAUGGUUGGUAACUUCCACAGGAAGACCCUCUUAGUUGAUGAUGGUUCAUUAGAAGCAGCCUUGUCAGCCGCGGUGGAUACUCAUGGAGCCGAGAUCCUUAACGAACCUCCAGUUGCCACCGCAAUUUGCCCUUCCGAACCAGGGUGUGAGGGAGAAAUAACCUCCUCUCCUUGUACAAAGAGGAAGGCUCCAGAUUCUGAUAAUCUAUCAAAACCUUUAAACUCCGAGCUCCCUCUUCCGGGAGACAGAGUUAUUUCAGAGGAAACAGAUGAGUCGAGACCUGAGGCUCCUCUAUCUCAAGGACUGAGUGUUAGGACUCAAAAUCCUUUACCCGCUUCGAUUUCAGGUGGAGAAGAGAUUGGAGACAUCUUCCGAAGUUUCCAAACCAGGGAAGGGGCAUCCCUUCCUCCUUUUUCGGUUUGGAGGCCGGAAAUCCGUCAGAUGUUUACCAAUCGAGCUCGCUACCUAUCCCAGGCGUUUAUGGAGACUAAUGGAAUGAUCUUCCAUUAUGAGAACCUUCUUCAUCAAGCGAAGAGAGAGACCGCAAAGGCUAAGAAGGAGGUUGAUGAUCUCAGAUUAGCCAAGCAAUCCGAGCGACUUGAGCGGGAAAAAGCACUCGAGUUAUCUUUUGAAAAUAUGAAGAAAACUCUAGCAGCUAACGAGCAACGCAUCAGAAUUGCGAAUGCUGAAAGAUAUUCUGCGAGGUCUAAUGCUUCUCGCUUGGAGGCUGAGCUAGAGGAGAAUACGGCUUUGUUCGAAGAAGCAAAUCAAGAGAUCGAGCUUUUAACUAGGAACAGGGCUCGCGAUAUCGCUGAAGCCGAACAUAAUGCUCGAGAAGAGAUGAGGGGAUUCGGUAGGCAACUUAUUCAAUCUGUUACGAAGUUCAUCAAGGACGAAGAGGUCUGGACUAAACUUCUAACAGAUCGAGCCGAACUGAAGAGCAAUCUAGACCUGAUUAAGGAACUAGAGGCUGGGAGAGUUUCGUUCGAGAACGAGAGGAGCGAAGUUGCUGCCGAACUCGCUAUGGUUGAGUCCGAGUUAUCCUCGGCUUCCCGUCCUGCUCUCGAUCUGAAACAAUUUUCUUUGGUAUUUGGAGACUCCCCAUCUCAAUUCGAGGUAGGUGAAGGUUCUCGGCCACAUGAGGGUUCUCCAGAGGUGUAG